This is a messenger RNA of Brassica napus (rape), 1504 nucleotides long. RefSeq names its product protein SPEAR3-like. The transcript has 5 exons. NCBI's taxonomy places the organism in Eukaryota, Viridiplantae, Streptophyta, Magnoliopsida, Brassicales, Brassicaceae. The record is from RefSeq and is a predicted model, not a curated record. The coding region runs from base 753 to 1310 and encodes 185 amino acids. Gene Ontology annotation, molecular function: DNA-binding transcription factor activity.
UAUGUUAUCAUUUUCUUCAUCUGACAUGAAUGUCGAUAACAUUAUGAUCUAUGUAAGCGUAUUUUAUGUGUGUUGUCAUAAAACCAUACUGUAAAGUUACAUAUAUACUAGAAAUAGUUAUAACCUUGUACUUUACUGCUAAUUUCCUACAUAGACCAUACAUGAUACACCCUACAUGAAAAUACUGUAAUAAACCGUUAGAUAUUCAUCUAUGUAAUUAGUGGGUCAAUACGAGGAUAAUAUUAUAAUAACUAGCAAGCUCCGAUCUAUAUAUUUAAAUGUUUUGUAGUCAUUUGUGUUGGAAGUCAUCCACAACCGAGGAAAAUAGCAAAAAAAUAUAUGAUAAAUCAUGAUUAAAAUAUUACACAAUCAUUGUAAUUUAUAAAAUGAUAUUCUUGUCAGAAUUAAUUGCGAAAUCAAAAUAAGGGCAUAAAAUCUAUGUAAUGUAUGUAUGUUUAUGUGUGUGUGGGACGUAUCUAAUGAAAUCUGGACACAAUCUGAUCCAGCGAUGCAGUAGUUACUGAUCUUAAAACCAAAACAUAAAAAAAGAUUUUUUCUUUCUAAAAAGAUAAAAUAAACAUCUUAUAAAGAAGAGAUCACCAUUGGAGAUCUCUCCGAUUCCUCAGCUCAAAGCAUACCAACCAACCCCACAUACAUACACACACAAGUAUUGUUGCGUUUUCUCUCUCUAAGAAGACUUUCUCUUCCUACGUCUUGGUAUUAUUAUUUGUUCCGGUGUAAUACAUCAAGAAAUGGGUAGUAGUUUCUUUGGGAGACCAAAAAUGGGUGGAUCUUCGUCUUCAUCACCAACAUCGUCUUCUCCGGCAAAGAGAGGGAAGAACAAGAAUGGUUCUGACAAGCCUAAGCAGCCGCAGAGAGGUCUGGGUGUGGCACAGUUGGAGAAGAUUAGAUUACACGGCGAACUUAAUUGCAACAGUUUCAAUACUUACCCUUCUUAUCAUCCCUCAACUUUCAGUCCUCAGGAUGAUGUGAGAAGUCAAGGAGAAUAUCCAUCUAUACCAUAUUCAUCGUCGUCGGUUCAUUAUGGCAUUCAUCCAAACAUGAUGAUGAAUGCAAGUAAUGAUCAAUACGAGAGAACAACCACAAGAUACAUAGAUGCUCAGCCUUACAUAGCACCAAGUUGGAACCCGAACUACGGUAUCUUGGAGAGCCAACAUUUUGUGGAACCAAACACAACCAGACACUUCUUACAUGAGGAUCCGAGAAAUAACUCGUUGGGAUCGGAUGUUGAGAACUUCCAGACGAGUGACGCAACUGAGCCAGAUUUGGAGCUGAGAUUGUCACUUUGAGUAAUGAAUAAAUUCAUAUUAUUUUUAAAGAGCCCAUGGAUUUGUUACACUAAAAAAUUAGACAAUAAUAAUAUAUAAUUUAGGUCAUCGUUUGAUUUGUGGGCAUCAGAUUUUGAUACCAUCAAGAUGUUUACCUUUUCGACAAAGUAUGCUUGUAAAUCUACAUGAUUUUCAUAUAUGUCAAAGUAGUCAUA